CCUCGUCCCGCCUCGCGCCGGCGUCACCCAUCAUUCGCAGGCCGCGUCACGCCCCCUGCGCGCCGGCUCUCACUUCCGGGCUCGGGCGCCGGCGUGACGUCAGAGGAGGGCAGCAUCCCGAGAAGUUGGUCCUGGGGUUCCCUCUUCCCGAGGAGCAGACGGACCGACAGAUAGACAGACAGACAAGGAAGCUGGGACGAGUGCCUGUGACGGUGGGGCUGGGCUUUGAGCCCAGGACGGGACCCCUCGAAGACACCACAGCACUACUCCACCGUCCCUGGAGCUUCCCCUGGUGCCGAGCUUCCAGGGUCCUCCCAUGUGGUGCUGGGGGUUGGAACAGAGCCGGGCGGCCAGGGAGGAGGCCAGCCCCGCAUCAGGGGACCCUCAGGAGCCGGGGGAAGCUCAUCAGAGCCCCAGUGCCCCACCACACUGAGAGCCUGAGGCCCACCUCCAGGGCCCCUGGGAGGCGACCACCCUCUUGGGGGGAGGCGUCUCCUUGUCUCUGCGUGGAGGCCGGUGCUUCUAGGCAGCUGUCAAGAUGGGGGAAAGAAAAGGUGUGAGCAAGUACUACCCCCCGGACUUCAACCCUGAGAAGCAUGGCUCCCUCAAUCGCUACCACCACAGCCACCCGCUCCGGGAACGUGCCCGCAAGCUGGCCCAGGGCAUCCUCGUCAUCAGGUUUGAGAUGCCCUAUAACAUCUGGUGUGAUGGCUGCAAAAACCACAUCGGAAUGGGCGUGCGUUACAAUGCGGAGAAGAAGAAAGUGGGGAGCUACUACAGCACCCCGAUUUACAGGUUCCGGAUGAAGUGUCACCUGUGCGUGAACUACAUCGAGAUGCAGACAGACCCGGCCAGCUGCGACUACGUGAUUGUGAGUGGGGCGCGGCGGAAGGAGGAGCGCUGGGACCCCGAGGACAAUGCCCAGGUGCAGGCCACAGAACACGAGACGAAGCAGAAGCUGGAGACAGACGCCAUGUUCCGCCUGGAGCACGGAGAGGCCGACCGGCACUCCCUCCACCAGGCCCUGCCCUCGCUCAGCCGCCUGCAGGAAGCCCAGGGCGCCUGGAAGGACGACUUUGCACUCAACAGUCUGCUUCGAAAGCGAUUCCGGGAGAAGAAGAAGGCCAUGCAAGAGCAGGAGGAGCGCACCCAGGCCCUGCAGGCCAAGGCCAGCCUGGACAUCCCGCUGCUGCCCGAGGCCGAGGAGGACCGGCGCCUGGCGGCGCUGCUCACUCUGCACGCGCCCGACUCCUACGAGGACCGGCAGAGACUCAAGAGGACUGAAAUCAGCACCCGACCCUGGUUCCCCACCGCCUCGGGCACCCCCAGCACCCCGGGGUGCGCCCCCCGCAGGCUGGCCCCGCCCCGCCGGCCCCCCGCCACCCCCAUCAGCCCCGGCGACCUGGGCAUCGUCAGGCGGAGGAGCCCCCAGCCCCCCACCCCCGCCGAGGGGGUCCCCCAACCCCAGGGCCAGUCCGAGGGCGACUCCCGAGAAUGCUGUUUGCCUGAGAACCCCCAGACCAGUCGGCCUGAGGAAGCAGAGGACAUGGGGGGCUCCCCCGACAGCCCGGGGUCCCCCCAAGACUCAGGGCAUCCUAGCUGCCUCAGCCUCGGGUCCUCGCUCGUGGCGGACUAUUCAGACUCGGAGAGCGACUGAGCACGGACAGGGUGCUGGGACCGGUGGCUGAGCCCCCUGCACCCCUGGGAGUGGGUCCCCCACAGCCCACCAGCCCAGGGGAGCCCCUGCGCCCCGACCUCACCCGCCCACAGCCAUGAUAGACUUUUAUUUAUUGAGGUCCCCGAGAGGGGGGGGUGCCUUGGUUGGGGGGAGAGACACCCCGACAUUAAAGGCCUGUGUCUUUGG
Molecule: messenger RNA, 1864 nt
Organism: Erinaceus europaeus (western European hedgehog)
Lineage: Eukaryota; Metazoa; Chordata; Mammalia; Eulipotyphla; Erinaceidae
Gene: YJU2B
Product: YJU2 splicing factor homolog B
Exons: 12
Coding region: 539-1657 (372 amino acids)
Biological process (GO): mRNA splicing, via spliceosome
Cellular component (GO): U2-type spliceosomal complex; post-mRNA release spliceosomal complex
Source: RefSeq, a predicted model, not a curated record